Molecule: messenger RNA, 1380 nt
Organism: Aspergillus puulaauensis
Lineage: Eukaryota; Fungi; Ascomycota; Eurotiomycetes; Eurotiales; Aspergillaceae
Product: DUF895 domain membrane protein
Exons: 4
Coding region: 1-1380 (459 amino acids)
Source: RefSeq, a predicted model, not a curated record
AUGGCAGGAGAAAAGGAUAUCAGCACCGACGAAGAAGUCCCCAAUGACUCUGUCACUACCACCAAGUACCCAGUAAAAUGGUAUCGCUCGACCUUCUACAAUGCCCUGAUCCUGGGAAUGUGCAACUUCCUCGCCCCCGGCAUCUGGGGCGCGAUGAACUCUCUCGGCGGCGGCGGCGCAUCAAAGCCCUAUCUCGUCAACACCGCCAACGCACUCACGUUCUGCCUAAUGGUGCUGUCCUGCUUCUUCGGUAGCGUCCUUGUCAAGUUCAUCGGGAUUAAAUGGACCCUCAUCGUCGGCACCAUGGGCUACGCGCCGUACGCAGCCGGAAUCUACACCCAGGUGCGGUACGACAGCGACUGGCUGACCCUCUUUGGAGCCGCGCUAUGCGGUCUCUCAGCCGGUGUAUUCUGGAUGGCCGAGUCGGCAAUUGCGCUUGCAUACCCCGAGCCACACAACCAGGGUAAAUUCCUAGGGUUCUGGCUGAGUUUCCGCGUCCUCGGCCAGAUCAUCGGCGGCGCAAUUAAUAUCGGCGUGAACAUCGACCGGUCCACCGCGGGCAGCGUCUCUUACGUGGUCUACUACAUCUUCAUCACCCUCCAAGCCCUCGGUGCAUUCUGCGGACUGCUCUUGACAAGCCCGGCAAAGGUGCAACGCACCGACGGCGUCCCCGUGAAAUUGCAUAUUGCCAACGACGUCUGGGUCGAGAUUAAGGCCAUGGCCAAGCUCCUGGUUAGCAAGAACUUCCUCCUGAUUACCCCGCUUAUCUGGCAGGCGACGUUCAGUGAGGCCGUGAUGUUCACGUAUAACUCGCUGUGGUUCUCGGUCCGGGCGCGCGCGCUGGGCUCGUUCGUUUCGGGGAUUAUGGCGAUUAUCUCGGGGAAUUUGCUCGGGGCGUUUCUGGAUAGUAAAGUCUCGCUUAAGAUGCGCAGUCGGGCGGGAUUUGCUGUUGUUCUGGGGCUGCAGGGUGCGUGGUGGAUGUGGGGGACUAUUGUUGUGACGGACUUCAACAAGAAACAGCCGACGUUUGACUGGGCUGAUCCGGGCUUUGGGAGGGGGUUUCCUCUGUAUUUGUUUUGGGUUGUUGGGUUUCAGUUGAAUUAUAUGUUUUUGUACUUUGUUGUUGGGAAUCUGGCAACGAACGAGGAGGAGGUUGUGCGCAUUGCAGGGUUGUUGAGAGGGAUGGAGUCUGCCUCGCAGGCUGUUUCGUAUGGCUUGAGCAGUGUCUCUAUUAUGGCGUCCGUUGGGAGUAUAUAUUUGAACUUUGGCCUCUGGGCGAUUGCCCUGUACCCAGCCUGGUUGGUGAUCAAGGAGAUCGGAGUGUCGCUCGGCGACAAGAAGGUAGAGAGAGAGGCACAGACUGCGCGGGAAGCGAAUUGA